This is a messenger RNA of Plectropomus leopardus (leopard coralgrouper), 1928 nucleotides long. RefSeq lists its product as uncharacterized. NCBI's taxonomy places the organism in Eukaryota, Metazoa, Chordata, Actinopteri, Perciformes, Serranidae. Gene Ontology annotation, biological process: cardiac muscle contraction; skeletal muscle thin filament assembly; detection of muscle stretch. Gene Ontology annotation, molecular function: titin binding; protein-macromolecule adaptor activity; structural constituent of muscle. The record is from RefSeq and is a predicted model, not a curated record. Gene Ontology annotation, cellular component: Z disc.
CAGACACACACAUGGAUGAUGGCACAAGAUAUGAUUGCUUGUUGUUGUCUUCCUUGAGUUUUAAUUAAGUCAGACAGGCAGAGGACGUUUGUAUCGACAAGUGCUCGCUUUUUACACAGAAGUCGCGGACAUUCACACGCUCAACACAAUCUCACCAUGAACUGUGUGAGCAGAGGAGGCUGCUACCUGGUGAACUCCUACUGUGAGCUUCAGGAGGAAAACCAGUGGAGGAAGGAGAGCUACGAGGCAUACUGGCUCAGCGUGGUCCUUGAGACCAGACCACAAUACAAGUUGACGCUGUCGGAAACAGACAACAUUCGUAAAGAGAGUUACAAGCAGCAACAGGUGACCCACUUCACAGUUGAGAGGAGUCCCAGCCAGAUACUGCGGCUGGGCAGCAACAGCACAGGCAUGACAGAGCACCGGCUACCCUUGUUCAACAUCGGCAAGGACCUACGUCGUGCCACCACCACCUUUGGGCGCACAGGACGGCCAGUCCCGGAGGAUAAUAGAGUGGUUAAACGGGAAAUGACCGUCAUAACUCGGGACAGUAGCAAGCCGGUCAGAGUGAACUUCAGAGCCUCGAGUCUGAUGUCUUCACCGAGAGAAACGUCUCAUCGGGUGAAAAGGAGGGAAUGAAGAGUGGAGGGUAUUUCUAAUUGCAGUCCAGGAAAUCUAUCAGUCUUAGAUUUUUGUAAUAUAAACACAAUAUUAGUAUUUGUCAAUGAAAGUUUGCUUCUAAAUUGUAUAAACUAUCUUAGCUGUGACUUUUGAAAGAAAAAAACAUUGUUUUUAUGAAUGGGAAACUUGUGGAUAUCUGAUCUGCUAGGCAAAUAGAUAGUUUUAAUAUCCAAACUUAAAACUUUAGUGAAAAAAACUUAAAACUUAUUGUUCUUGUAAGAAGUGUUUUAGGAGACAUACGCUGGACUGGAUUUUCUCCUAAUUAAAUUACCAGAAUAUUAUCCUGAAAAGCUGGAAUAAAGGUGAACUGAUGAUGAAUUAAUAAAUCACAGGAAAAAUGCAUGAAACAGUGUCACACCCUCAUGUAAUUAUGUAACUGAGCAGUUAUUCGCAUGUAUUCUUGAUGGAUACCUUUUUUCUUUAAUGUUUAUACAUAUAUGUAUAAUGAGCCUCCACAUAAAGUAGCUAUUGCUCUCAGCGAUCGCUCUUUAGGACACGCACACAGUGGCAGCGCUCCCCAGCUUUAUGAUUGUCCCCUAUCAUAGAGCUGAUAUUGUACUUUGGUAAAUGUAUCAAUAUUUUGGAGAUUCUAAGGAAAAUCAAGAAUUCUGGAAAUUAAGUUCUCAAACCAGGAAUUUAUUAGGAGGAUUUCACAGCACGGUUACAGUCGGUACAUUUGAAUUUAUGGCAUCACAUCCAGCACUUAAUCACCAAGUUAUUGUCCAAAGAAAAACAUAACGGCAUAGAGAGUCUUGGCAACCUUUUACAAAUGCUACAGCUUUAGUUCAUCCAUUCAAUACUGGGAUGACGUGUGAAGUAAAAAGGUGCUAGUUGACUAUUUUUACUGAAGUAUUGCGGUAAGGUGUUGAAGUCCAGAGCACUAUUUUGCACUUUAACCCCUUUAUUUAGAUUCACAUGCACCUUCAGUGUCCCGUCUCCCUGAUAGCUAAAAAGCUCCCACAAACCUGCAUUGAGGACUGGAAAGUUAAAACCAGUAAUCAGACACACUAUUCUACUGGAUUUUGGCCAUGUAUCAUAAAUGGCAACACACAUCAGAGUGUAAGGAGAGAUGUCAUACAUGGAAGGACAGAAGUGCUGGUAAAAAAAAAAAAUGAAGUCCCACGUUUAUCAUGAUAAAUAUCUCCACCAAUAGUCCAUAAACUUGUUAAUGAACGGUAACACACCUCACAGGGACUUCGAUGUCUUUUCCAUAACAUCGUGUCAUAAAUAAAAUAUCCUUAUCAAUG